AUGGCGUCGAGCAGGGCGAUCUUGGCCAUGGGCCUCCUUGCCGCCGUGCUGUCCCCCGCCUUGUCAAAGCGGUCGUUUAUCUCCAUGCCAGCCGACGUGAGUAGUCCUGUGACCCUGGCCAACGGCCUCUCCUACGGUUACCACGCCAACUCCUGCCCGCAGCUGCAAGACAUUGUGUGGCCGAUCGUGGAGAGCGCGGUCCUGGGUGAGGUGGCCAUCGCCGCCGGCCUCCUCCGUAUCUUCUUCCACGACUGCUUUCCUCAGGGCUGCGACGCGUCCGUCCUUCUGACGGGACCCAACAGCGAGCGGGACCUGCCGCCGAACCAGACGCUGCAGCCGCGUGCGAUGCAGCUCAUCGAGGACGUCCGCGUCAAGGUACACGCCGCCUGUGGCGCCACCGUCUCCUGCGCCGACAUCAUCGCCCUCGCCACCCGCGACGCCGUCUUCGUGGCCGGGGAAAGCGAAAUGUUCUACUUCUACGACCUGCCGCUCGGCCGGUUUGACAGCCUCGAGCCGGCUAAUAGCAGCGCCGUCUUCGACCUCCCGCAGUCCACCGCCGACGCCAACACGCUCAUCAACGUCUUCAAGAGCCGCAACCUCGAGCCGAUCGACCUCGUCGCACUCUCUGGCGCGCACACUGUCGGGAAGGCGCAGUGCAGCUCCUUCAACAACCGCUUCUCCGAGGACGCCGACUUCGCCCGGAGGCUCGCCGCCAACUGCUCCAGCGACCCGAACCGGCUGCAGGACCUCGACGUGGAAACCCCCAUCGUGUUGGACAACCAGUACUUCAAAAACCUGAUGGAGGGAAAGGGGGUGUUCACCUCCGACCAAGUGCUCAUCAGCGACGGGCGCACCGACUGGGCGGUCAAAGGCCUCGCCGAGAACAAAUAUUGGUUCUACAGCCAGUUCCGUGACUCCUUGGUGAAGCUGAGUCAGUACCAACCCGGAGGAAACGUGGGCGAGAUCCGCCGCAACAGCUGCUUCACGCCCAACGGACAGAGCAUUCCCGCCACCGCCGGUGACGAGGGGUUCGCAGCCUCUGCUUGA
Triticum turgidum subsp. durum (durum wheat) is the source of this 1047-nucleotide messenger RNA. NCBI's taxonomy places the organism in Eukaryota, Viridiplantae, Streptophyta, Magnoliopsida, Poales, Poaceae. The record is from the annotation of a GenBank genome assembly.